UUUAUCUGUCUCUUCUAUAUCCACCAAUACAUUUUUUAGCGCUUUAUUUGCCACAAACACCCACACCCCACGUACGUACAGAAAACGGAAAUUACAAUGAGAAAACCUUGUUGUGACAAAGAAAACACCAACAAAGGUGCUUGGUCCAAGCAAGAAGACCAAAAGCUCAUCGAUUACAUUCGAGCUCAUGGAGAAGGCUGUUGGCGUUCCAUUCCCAAGGCUGCCGGGCUGCAUCGUUGUGGCAAAAGCUGUAGGCUAAGAUGGUUAAACUACUUAAGACCAGACAUCAAACGUGGAAUCUUUGCCCAAGAUGAAGAAGACCUCAUCAUCAAACUCCAUGCCCUCCUUGGCAACCGGUGGUCACUCAUAGCUGGAAGGUUGCCAGGACGUACGGACAACGAGGUGAAGAACUAUUGGAAUUCUCACAUACGAAGAAAGCUAAUAAAGAUGGGAAUUGAUCCAAAUAACCAUAAGCUACACCAUGGAUUUCCUCGCCCUCAUUCUCAUCACCCUCUUUCUGCUACGGGUGCAUCAUCAUCUGAGUCCAUGAACAAAGAACAUAAAGUAGUCCCUUUAUCCAAAUCAUGUGUAGAAGAAGAAACAGCAAUUAUUUCAUCAUCCCCCGUGAAUCUUGACCUAUCCAUUGCUUUACCUUCGCCUAGGCUUGCUGUUGUGGAAGAUAAACCUACGCCAAAUUCUGAAUUUGCUAAGAGAUGUGACAUGGAUAUAGAUCUUAAUUGUUAAUUAAUACUUCUUGGUCUCGUGUGAAUGCAUAUAUAUAAAAUAAUUUAAUUAGUAAGCCAAAUAAGGAAUUAAUUACAAGAGAGGGUUUUGGCUGUAGAAUGCUAAUUACCAAUGAAUUGUAUUGUAUUGCCUUUGUAAUUGUAACCAAAUUUGAGGCAUGCAGCACUGGAGAUAUUAUUUUUCUUCCAAGAUCUCGAUCAGAGAUAUAUAUUUGUCUCAUUAAUUUCAUGUAUACAUAGUU
Messenger RNA from Gastrolobium bilobum, 985 nucleotides. RefSeq names its product myb-related protein 308-like. NCBI's taxonomy places the organism in Eukaryota, Viridiplantae, Streptophyta, Magnoliopsida, Fabales, Fabaceae. The transcript has 3 exons. The coding region runs from base 97 to 744 and encodes 215 amino acids. The record is from RefSeq and is a predicted model, not a curated record.